CGAGUGUGUUCCUCUCGCCCUGUCAAUAAUCUCCGCUCCCAGACUACUCCGUUCCUCCGGAUUUCGAUCCCCCUUUUUCUAUCUGUCAAUCAGCGCCGCCUUUGAACUGAAAAGCUCUCAGUCUAACUUCAACUCACUCAAAUCCGAGCGGCACGAGCUCCUCCUGUAUCUUCGGCUUCCCCCCCCUUUGCUCUUUAUAUCUGACUUCUUGUUGUUGUUGGUGUUUUUUUUUUUUACCCCCCUUUUUAUUUAUUAUUUUUUUUGCACAUUGAUCGGAUCCUUGGGAACGAGAGAAAAAAGAAACCCAAACUCACGCGUGCAGAAGAUCUCCCCCCCUUUCCCCUCCCCUUCUCCCUCUUUCCCCUCCCCAGGAGAAAAAGACCCCAAAGCAGAAAAAAAAGUUCACCUUGGACUCGUCUUUUUCUUGUAACAUUUUUUUUUGGGGGGGCAAAACUUUUUGGGGUUUUUUUUUUUUUUUUUUUUGCUUUUCUUCCUCCUUCAUUUUUCUUCCAAAAUUGCUGCUGGUGGGUGAAAAAAAUGCCGCAGCUGAACGGCGGUGGAGGAGAUGACCUAGGCGCCAACGACGAACUGAUUUCCUUCAAAGACGAGGGCGAGCAGGAGGAGAAGAGCUCCGAAAACUCCUCGGCAGAGAGGGAUUUAGCUGAUGUCAAAUCGUCUCUAGUCAAUGAAUCAGAAACAAAUCAAAACAGCUCCUCCGAUUCCGAGGCGGAAAGACGGCCUCCGCCUCGCUCCGAAAGUUUCCGAGAUAAAUCCCGGGAAAGUUUGGAAGAAGCGGCCAAGAGGCAAGAUGGAGGGCUCUUUAAGGGGCCACCGUAUCCCGGCUACCCCUUCAUCAUGAUCCCCGACCUGACGAGCCCCUACCUCCCCAACGGAUCGCUCUCGCCCACCGCCCGAACCCUCCAUUUUCAGUCCGGGAGCACACAUUACUCUGCGUACAAAACGAUUGAACACCAGAUUGCAAUUCAGUAUCUCCAGAUGAAAUGGCCACUGCUUGAUGUCCAGGCGGGGACCCUCCAGAGCAGACAAGCCCUCAAGGAUGCCCGCUCUCCGUCACCGGCACACAUUGUCCAGUGCCCCCUCCCUUGCUGCACUCAGGGACAUGACUGUCAGCACUUCUACCCCCCCUCAGACUUCACUGUCAGCACUCAAGUCUUCAGGGACAUGAAAAGGAGCCACUCCUUACACAAGGUUGGGGAGCCCUGGUGUUUGGAGUCGAACAAAGUGCCGGUCGUGCAGCACCCUCACCAUGUUCACCCCCUCACGCCGCUCAUCACGUACAGCAAUGAGCACUUCACCCCGGGAAACCCACCUCCACACUUACCCGCUGACGUUGACCCCAAAACAGGAAUCCCACGGCCUCCGCACCCUCCAGAUAUAUCUCCAUAUUACCCGCUAUCGCCUGGCACCGUAGGACAAAUCCCCCAUCCGCUAGGAUGGUUAGUACCACAGCAGGGUCAGCCAGUGUACCCAAUCACGACAGGAGGAUUCCGUCACCCCUACCCCACAGCUCUGACUGUCAAUGCUUCCAUGUCCAGCUUCCUGUCUUCCAGGUUCCCUCCCCAUAUGGUCCCACCACAUCACACUCUACAUACGACCGGCAUCCCCCACCCGGCCAUAGUCACGCCAACAGUCAAACAGGAAUCCUCCCAGAGUGACGUCGGCUCACUCCACAGCUCAAAGCAUCAGGACUCCAAAAAGGAAGAAGAAAAGAAGAAGCCCCACAUAAAGAAACCUCUUAAUGCGUUCAUGUUGUAUAUGAAGGAAAUGAGGGCAAAGGUCGUGGCAGAGUGCACGUUGAAAGAAAGUGCGGCCAUCAACCAGAUCCUGGGGCGAAGGUGGCACGCACUGUCCAGAGAAGAACAAGCAAAGUACUACGAGCUGGCCCGGAAGGAGCGACAGCUUCACAUGCAGCUGUACCCCGGCUGGUCUGCGCGGGACAACUAUGGGAAGAAGAAGAAGAGGAAAAGGGACAAGCAGCCUGGAGAGACCAAUGAACACAGCGAAUGUUUCCUAAAUCCUUGCCUUUCACUUCCUCCGAUUACAGACCUGAGCGCUCCUAAGAAAUGCCGAGCGCGCUUUGGCCUUGAUCAACAGAAUAACUGGUGCGGCCCUUGCAGGAGAAAAAAAAAGUGCGUUCGCUACAUACAAGGUGAAGGCAGCUGCCUCAGUCCACCCUCUUCAGAUGGAAGCUUACUAGACUCGCCUCCUCCCUCCCCCAACCUGCUAGGCUCCCCUCCCCAAGACGCCAAGUCACAGACUGAGCAGACCCAGCCUCUCUCGCUGUCCCUGAAGCCCGACCCCCUGGCCCACCUGUCCAUGAUGCCUCCGCCGCCCGCCCUCCUGCUUGCCGAGGCCGCCCACGGCAAGGCCCCCGCCCUCUGUCCCAACGGGGCCCUGGACCUGCCUCCUGCCGCCCUGCAGCCGCCCAUCCUGUCCUCCUCUCUUGCACAGCCGUCAACAUCUUCCUUACAUUCCCACAACUCUCUGGCCGGGACCCAGCCCCAGCCGCUGUCCCUCGUGACCAAGUCGUUAGAAUAGCUUUAGCUUCGUUAGCCCUGCCCUGGUCGGUUUGCGUAGUGUUGCGGUUUUCGCUUUUCUUUGUCCCCCCCCCCCCCCCCCCCAGCCUCCUGCACCCCCCUCCCCACCCCCUCCCCCCUCGGAAAGGUUUUGUUUUGUACUCUUAAUUUUGUGCCACGUGGCUACAUUAGUUGAUGUUUAUGGAGUUCAUUGGUCAAUAUUUGACCCAUUCUUAUUUCAAUUUCUCCUUUUAAAUAUGUAGAUGAGAGAAGAACCUCAUGAUUCUACCAAAAUUUUUAUCAACAGCUGUUUAAAGUCUUUGUAGCGUUUAAAAAAUAUAUAUAUAUACAUAACUGUUAUGUAGUUCGGAUAGCUUAGUUUUAAAAGACUGAUUAAAAAACAAAAAGGAAAAAAAAAGAAGCAAUUUUGAAGCAGCCCUCCAGAAGGAGUUGGUUCUGUAUUAUUUGUAUUAAAUACGAGCUUGCGAACCAAUCAUUUUACAUCUGGUUUUUAAACCAUAAGGGCACGACGAAUGCAGUGCCAUAUUCCUUUUUUUUUUUCCUCUGUGUGAAACAACUUUAAUUGUGAUGUUACUUGUUAUUGUUUAAAUGUACAGAAACAAAGGGUUAAAUGUGUUAAUAUACCUUGUUCCAUGGUGUUGUUCUUUUGGGGGGAGGGGGAUGCUACUCAGCAAUUAAUGGAAUCACAACGCUGUUGGACCAGUAGUAUUUAUUGCUUUAGAGAUUGCUUGUCGAACCUGUACGUUGUCCCUUUUAAGAUAUGUUUUACUUUUUCUUGAAACUGUAUAAAGUUUUUUUUUCCCUUAGCAUAAGCAUCUUAUAUAUAACAACUCAUUUGUACAAGGUUUUUAAGUUUAUAUAUAAAAUGUGUAUAUAUAUUUUUUUGUUUCUCUUUUUGACUUUUUUUUUUUUUUUUUUUUUUUUGGCUGUAUGAAACCCAGAUGCCGCCAAAUGGACAUUACUAGUUGCAUUAAAGGAUCAGUAGCAUUAACGAAAGUUGCUUUAAAAGCCAUUAUGUAAAACAAGACUUGAAAAUUAGCGAGGGAAUUUUAGCGAGAUGCUGUGUGAGCAGCAGUGGGAACCAACCCUGUUUCUCCUUUGAACCAUAGUCGGCAGCUCUGUACCGUUAGGAUGCGGCCUGACUGUGUGCAGAACUUUAUGUGCCAAAAUUCUCAGUGACUUUAGCUUUCUCCCUCUUUUUGAUGCUGUAAUUUUUGUUCAUCAUGUUUUGCUGUGAUGUUACAUAGGUAGAUUUGUAUGUAGUUUUAAUGUCACUUAUAACAAGAUGUGUUUGGUAGCAGAUUGUCCAGAAAGCAUUUUAAAUGAAGAGGUAUAAACCCUUAGGGGCCAAAAUUCUGUAUAUUAGAUUACUCUUAAAGGAAAAACCAGCUGCCGCUUUUAUGUACACGUAUGACAUACAAGUAGGUGGCAAACUUUACAAAUAAAAAAAAAAAAAACCUAGGCAUGUUGAUGUUGCAAAAUGCUGUAUAAAGCUGAAACCCGUUCAUUCAGUGCCAUUGUAGUUGACAUGAAGCGAUUGUAAAACUGUCUCCAAUUUUUCUCUGGUUUAUUAAAAUGCUAACUAUAACAUUUUUUGUGAAUACUUUGAAUGUUUCCUAACAGUUGUGAUGUUACUGUUCCGUUUUAUGCUCUUAUUCCAAUUUCAUUUUUAAUGGUUUGGAAGCCAUUUUUGUAAUGAAUAAAUGUUCAUGCUGUACAGUAUCUGUAGCAUGCCGUUCUGGAUUAAUAAAAGCAACUUAGUAUGUGCAGAUCAA
This is a messenger RNA of Lutra lutra (Eurasian river otter), 4333 nucleotides long. It is a transcript of the gene TCF7L2, whose product is annotated as transcription factor 7 like 2. Gene Ontology annotation, biological process: canonical Wnt signaling pathway; regulation of transcription by RNA polymerase II. The record is from RefSeq and is a predicted model, not a curated record. Gene Ontology annotation, cellular component: catenin-TCF7L2 complex; beta-catenin-TCF complex. The transcript is spliced from 16 exons. The coding region runs from base 538 to 2559 and encodes 673 amino acids. Gene Ontology annotation, molecular function: RNA polymerase II cis-regulatory region sequence-specific DNA binding; DNA-binding transcription factor activity, RNA polymerase II-specific. Lineage: Eukaryota; Metazoa; Chordata; Mammalia; Carnivora; Mustelidae.